This is a messenger RNA of Dermacentor albipictus, 2124 nucleotides long. RefSeq lists its product as uncharacterized. The record is from RefSeq and is a predicted model, not a curated record. NCBI's taxonomy places the organism in Eukaryota, Metazoa, Arthropoda, Arachnida, Ixodida, Ixodidae.
CCAACGACCACCGUCGCGGUCGCCUCGCAAAAGGUCUGCGUGGGGAGGGGACACUGAGAACGCCGAUGCGACGAGCGAGUGCGGAUGCGACUCGCCUGAAUGCGCUUCGAACGCGCGUCCGGGACUUUCAACGCGUGGCCGCGCGUGGCUCCGAAAGCAGAAGCGACGACCGCCGCUGGGCGGCCACUGAAAAUGGGGCCACCACUUUUAUGAGCCCGGCCGCGUCCGGGACGCGGGCGACCGCCAAGCGAGGACAACGUCCCCCGAAUGCAUUUCUGCGGACCCGAAGCCGGGCGACCGCCACAGCGCUGGGGACAGCCCGGGAGCACGGCCGACCGCCCGACGAGCCAGCAGCCGCCGAUCGCCAUGCAGUUUGCCGCGUCCCUUGGAGCUAUAGGCCUGGUCUUGGUGCACUGGUUGCCGGCUGUCACUGCGUGGCCACCGUCACCCGCCGACUUCUGGGCAGCGUACCGGCGUUUCUAUCCAGCAGACGGCGGCGUCCCCUGGACGGCCCAGUCAAGCCCCACCAGCGUUGUGUUUCCCACCCAGCGUUACGCACCAGACAGGAUGGAUCCGUACAGAUUCGGCUUCACCACAGACCGCUACGGCCGAGGCUUCGGAUACAGCUGCAAGGAUGUGUUCGAGUGCCAGGCGCUCAAAGAGAAGCAGGAGCUUGCCGCCGACAGCUACCGCGCCUUCUCUCCCCAGAACUUCGCCGUGCCACCACCGCUGGCCGCAUACCGCGAGCCGCCGAUGGCCGAGAGGCGACCGUCGGGGCACCAGCGGGGCGGCGCUCCGCCUGCUCGCUUUGCGCCUGCACCGAGGCUGCCCCCAGUGCCGCCCUACUGGUGAUCGACAAUCUCUCGCUCAUUGUGGCCGAAGGGAAGGGAAUAAAGGCAGGGAGGCUGUCCCUACACCGGGGAAGGAGCGAAAAGGAAAAACGAAGGCGAUGCGAGACCAAGAUGCGCGCUCGUGUGAAUUAGCGCUUACCACGAAGUCGCAAGGUGGUAGCGCACACCACUUGCUAUGGAAUAGCCUCAGCGCUCCUGAGAUUGCUUACUACGGUCAACGUUUGAAUUGAUGGUCUCGAAAUCUUGCGUUCCGCGAAAGUUCUGUCAUCUUGCCUAAAUAGGACCACGCGGAGAGCCGUGGCAUGGCACGUAGACCCUUACGAAGUCUAGGCAGUGGUUACACGAAUUGGGAUUACUCACCAAAGAACCAAAGCUCCGUGCCGCGUCCUGUACAGACGCGACUCCUAGAAAUUUCUACAAAGAGCAGGAGUACAAAGAACGGGCAAGCGAAUUCCAAAGCACUUACCAACACAACGGCAAGAGCCGAUUGAAGGAAGUCUAGACCGGAAUACGAGGCCUCAGAAAAAAAUGUGCCCUCUAAAACUCGAACGUCUCGACGCGCUGCAGAAAGCAAGCACGGAUACCAUGAAAUCCCGACAGCAAGUGCUUGCGCCAGUUUCUUUCGCUUGAGGUAGCCCGACUUCUGCGCGUAAUUGGCAGUAAGGCCCUCCGAGAAAGUGGCGCAAGACGAUUGCCACCGUAAGUUUACGAAGUUGUUGCAUUUGUCGCUCAUCGCCGUCUGGAAAGAAGCUCCAUCGGGUGUAUGGGGCUGGUUUAAUUUCUCCUUUUGCAGAACAUGCCCCUUUGGUCAUCCGCUAAACCUAGCAGCGUGUCUGUGAGCUUACUGAUAAAAGCAGCGUCGUAAGACUAGGCUUUUCAAGUUCCGUCGUCCAUGCGAGGAGCACGUUCGCGCAUCAGUUCACCCUAAAUAUGAGCUAUCGCUUCGUUCCCGACCAGUCUGCGUUGUGACGAAUCUGGGCCGUAGACUAGCGUAUGCACGGGCUUAAGAAGGGUGGUGUUAAGUAUACGCCACACAAUGCAAUCGUUACUUAAGUUUGAAAAGCAUAUACCAAAGCGGAACACUAUAAUCUCCGGCGAAAUCAGAGAAGCAUAGGAAAUCGCAGUGUACACGUAUACAGGCAGGCUUUGUGCCGGCGUUUCCGCAGUAUUAUAAUGCAGCCCCCGAUUUCAAUGUUUCCGUAGCGCAAUAAUUAGUGGAAGUUGAGUCGUUGUUUUUUUUUCUUUUUAAUAAAGCGCCGCUCUGACUGUUGUC